AUGGAAACUACUCUUCCGCUGCCAUUUCUUCCCUUGGUGAAUCUCGAAAAAGGAGCAACUGAAGCAGUGGAGGGGUUGACCAGAGUGCAAUUAUCAUAUCUUGGUUGUGUAUAUUUCUCAGCGAACGAGAAAACAUUCGACACCCUUCUCCAGUUCCUGCAGCGACACUCUUCGGUCGAAGCCUACGUCAAUGUCACUGCCAUUGAUUCGAAAGACGACAUUAUUACAUGUCUGGACGCUGGCGCUCGAAGAGUGUUUGUUAAACUCUCGCUGGCCGAAGAGUUGAAGAGCUAUGGGAACAGGGUUGUUCCUGUUUUGUCCCCAACGGACGACAACUCGUCGACGGCAUCCUUUCCAAACGGCGUUCUAGUUGAUGUCGGGGAAAAGGAUCUUUCUAUUUCGAAGCCACUUCUAGAGAGACUUGUGGCAGACAAGACUUCUCCUGUCUUCCUCGCGACUUCCUCUACGUCCAACCUUCAACCAUAUGUCGAUUUUGCAAUCGAAACAUCUACUGUUCCAAUAAUACCAGCCACCGGCCUGACAGUUGGAGAGCCAAAGGAGAAUCAGGUCUCGGUUCCAGGACUUAUUGGCAAGUUGUGGGUUUCAGACCGGCCGGACAAACUACUGCCAACGGUAGUCACUGAUGAAAGUGGUGUUGCGCUUGGGCUGGUUUAUAGUAGCCAAGAGAGCGUAGCAGAGACGAUAAAGACUGGUAAGGGAGUGUACCAAAGUCGUAAGCGUGGAUUGUGGUAUAAAGGCGCCACCUCUGGCGAUACACAAGAGAUAGUGAGAAUCUCGCUAGACUGCGAUCAGGACUGCUUGAAGUUUGUGGUUCGACAGAAAGGUAGAGGUUUCUGCCACCUUCCGCAGUCGACAUGUUUCGGUGAACUUCACGGUAUAUCCAAACUCGAAAAGACUCUAGUUUCUCGAAAGGCCUCAGCUCCUGAAGGUUCUUAUACAGCCAGACUAUUUUCGGACGAGAAGUUGUUGCGUGCGAAAAUUAUGGAAGAGGCCGAGGAACUAUGCGACGCAAAAUCCAAGACCGAGGUGGCCUUCGAAGCGGCGGAUCUUAUUUACUUUGCUUUGACUAAAGCUGUUGGAGCAGGCGUAAGUCUGGCAGACAUCGAACGCAGCCUCGACGCCAAAAGCAACAAGGUAAAGAGAAGACAAGGUGAUGCCAAAGGGAAAUGGGCUGCUAAGGAAGGUAUUACAAAUGGUGUUAAUGGCGCAAAACCCGAGAAUGUGAAAGAAACCGUUAAGGAAGCAGCCUCAGUACCUAAAUCUCCUUCAGACAAGGCGGGCACAAAAAAUGGAAGAAUCACUAUGAAGAGAUACAAUGCUGCUACCACCUCCGACGAGGAUCUCGGAAAGCUUUUGCAGAGACCUUCUCAAAAAUCAACUGAGAUGAUCAUGGGCAUUGUCAAUCCAAUUAUAAAGGAGGUUCGGGAAGGAGGGGAUAAGGCUCUUUUAAGUUACACCCACAAAUUCGAGAAGGCGACUUCGCUCACUUCCCCGGUCCUGAAAGCGCCAUUCCCGCAAGCUCUGAUGGAUCUGCCUCCUGAGACGAUUGAAGCAAUCGACCUUUCUUUUGAAAAUAUCCGCAAGUUUCACACUGCACAGAGGGAAGAAAAGCCCUUGCAAGUCGAGACUAUGCCAGGAGUUGUUUGCAGCCGGUUUUCUAGGCCAAUUGAGCGUGUAGGACUGUAUGUCCCAGGAGGAACGGCGGUUCUACCUAGCACUGCGCUCAUGUUAGGUGUACCUGCAAUGGUGGCGGGCUGCAAGAAGAUUGUUUUGGCUUCGCCGCCUCGCGCCGAUGGCAGCAUAACUCCUGAGAUCGUCUACGUUGCACACAAAGUUGGCGCUGAGUCGAUUGUAUUAGCAGGUGGAGCUCAAGCGGUUGCUGCGAUGGCGUAUGGGACUGAAAGUGUUACCAAGGUGGACAAGAUUUUGGGUCCCGGUAACCAGUUCGUGACUGCCGCAAAAAUGUACGUUAGCAAUGAUACGAACGCUGGCGUUAGUAUCGAUAUGCCAGCAGGACCGUCGGAAGUUUUGGUCAUCGCAGAUAAAGACUCGAAUCCAGCAUUCGUUGCCUCUGAUCUUCUUUCUCAAGCUGAGCACGGCGUGGACAGUCAAGUAAUCUUGAUUGCCAUUGAUCUAUCCGAGGACCAGCUUGUAGCAAUCGAGAACGAACUACAUGAGCAGGCUACGGCAUUGCCGAGGGUUGAUAUUGUCCGAGGCGCUAUUGAACACUCUGUUACCCUGGUCGUAAAAAGCAUCGAAGACGCUAUGAGACUCAGCAAUGAGUACGCUCCAGAGCAUUUGAUCCUUCAGAUGAAAGACGCCGCAAGUGUAGUCCCCCUUGUUGAAAACGCAGGUAGUGUGUUCAUCGGCGAAUGGACGCCUGAGAGUGUUGGGGACUACUCGGCUGGUGUCAAUCACUCUUUACCAACUUAUGGAUACGCUAAGCAAUAUUCUGGCGUCAAUCUUGCCUCUUAUGUCAAGCACAUUACAUCCUCUCAACUUACUGCACAGGGCUUGCGGAACGUUGGAGGUGCUGUCAUGCAACUCGCAAAGGUUGAAGAGCUAGAAGCUCAUAGAAGAGCAGUCGAAAUCCGGUGGAAGUAUAUGGAUGAGAAUAAGUUGUGA
Messenger RNA from Glarea lozoyensis ATCC 20868, 2646 nucleotides. Its product is annotated as ALDH-like protein. NCBI's taxonomy places the organism in Eukaryota, Fungi, Ascomycota, Leotiomycetes, Helotiales, Helotiaceae. Gene Ontology annotation, cellular component: cytoplasm. Gene Ontology annotation, biological process: L-histidine biosynthetic process. Gene Ontology annotation, molecular function: phosphoribosyl-ATP diphosphatase activity; metal ion binding; histidinol dehydrogenase activity. The coding region runs from base 1 to 2646 and encodes 881 amino acids. The record is from RefSeq and is a predicted model, not a curated record. The transcript is spliced from 3 exons.